Homarus americanus (American lobster) is the source of this 684-nucleotide messenger RNA. Its product is annotated as integumentary mucin A.1-like. The transcript is spliced from 3 exons. Bases 1 to 684 code for a protein of 227 amino acids. NCBI's taxonomy places the organism in Eukaryota, Metazoa, Arthropoda, Malacostraca, Decapoda, Nephropidae. The record is from RefSeq and is a predicted model, not a curated record.
AUGGGGCGGACUGUGUGGGUGGCCAUUUGGUUGGUGUGGGUGGCAGCGGUGGCCCAGGGCGAAUGGACUAAUGACCAAUACCAGAUGAGGAGGACUGGUCUAUGUGGACCGGUACUGACUACCUUACUUCUCACGUCUGAUGUUGUGUGUGCCAUCUUCUGCUCCCGAGAGCCCCAGUGCGAGGGGUUCAGUGUAGGUGUUGAUACCAGCCUAUCCUGUCUCCUCCACUCCCGAAAUGACGUCGUUUCUGGCCUCUCGCACCUCUGUUAUCUCAAAGAGGUGUCCAUCACUGUGCCUUCACCAAGCAGGGAUCCCGACACUACUGCAGCGAGUAGCAUCACAACCGCAGCACCUGGUUCUCUGAUGGUAACCACUGUAUCAGCAUCAGCUAUAACUGUCCCUGUAAACAGUGACUCUCUGACUACAGUCGUUACCGUCACUACAGACACUUCUUCUACAACGGUGUUGGGUCCUGAAACUUCCAGUAGCCCUCCAUCGCCUCUUACCACUGUUGUCCCCACACAGUCUACACCUAUAUCUGGCGAUGAGUCACCUACUAUAUCUGCUACCCUUACUACCACACUCCCAGCCUCUACAAUAAUUAACACCACAAGCUCCCUUAAUGGCACUGCCUCAACAAAUAGUCUCGUCAGUCAAAACAAACAACCUCUACUGAUGUCUUAG